Hydractinia symbiolongicarpus is the source of this 2836-nucleotide messenger RNA. Its product is annotated as proton-coupled zinc antiporter SLC30A5-like. Gene Ontology annotation, cellular component: membrane; Golgi apparatus. Gene Ontology annotation, molecular function: zinc ion transmembrane transporter activity. NCBI's taxonomy places the organism in Eukaryota, Metazoa, Cnidaria, Hydrozoa, Anthoathecata, Hydractiniidae. The coding region runs from base 69 to 2357 and encodes 762 amino acids. The transcript has 17 exons. Gene Ontology annotation, biological process: transmembrane transport; zinc ion transport; intracellular zinc ion homeostasis. The record is from RefSeq and is a predicted model, not a curated record.
GCUUGUGGUUUUACAUUAUUUACCAUGCCAGAUAUUUACCGUUCAACAUUAGAAAUUUAGUUUAAAAAAUGGAAUAUGGAAACCAUGGUUUGUACCGCAGUCAAUCCCAAAAUCUUGGACCUAUUAAAGAUAAGAAUAAAAGACCAAAACGAUAUAUGACCCUGCUAAUACUAUUUAAAUGCUUACACUCUCUUGCUACUUUUUUGUGUUAUGAAGUUCUUCAAUCUGCAAGUUUUGUCCAGUUUAUUUUCUUGAUCAAACUUUGUGCAGCAGUACUUUUCAUGGUCAUACACAAACCAAUAUCCCAUGGAAAAAAAUUGUCAAGGAAAGAUUGGAAGCAUAUAGUUACAUAUAGUUGCUGUUCACUUGUAUUGACGUUUUUGUGGAUGGAAGCGCUUAUUAUUUGUGGACCAGUGAGGACUUUGUUGUUAUGGCAACACAGUGACACUGCUAUUAUUGCUAUGAUGAAUCUGUUCUUUAAUACAGAAGGAAAUACUUUACCGACAGCUUCUAGAGGAGGUUUUUUCUACGCAUUUGGUUUGUUUUCAUUGUUUUUCUUUGAUCGUGAUCAUCAUGAUGACCAUGCACAUCAUGGAGUCUCUGCUAUUUCUACCCAUGUUUACCAUCAUUUUAUUGAUGUUUUUAAUUGGUUAGGAUUGCCAGAUCAUAAGGGUGGAAUUCUGCUUUUACUAUGUCUUUCUAUUGCAAAAGUAUUUUUUAAUACUUAUGGAAAUAAAAUUUCGUUGGAUAUUGGUGGCCCUAAGAGAUUGAAAUCUUUGUCAAUCUUCAUGGAAUCUCUUUUUCUCAUUCCAAUUUGGUUAUUUUCAUUUAUUCAAAUAGACUCUGCUACUCAAUCGGUGUUCUCGUUUAUAUCAGAAAUUUUAUUUGUUUUAUUUAUAAUUUUUAUUGGAGAUUUCUAUGUUGAAUCUAUCUCCAUAACACACUUACAUAAAUAUCUAUCGUAUCGUCUUGGAACAAUAGUGUCGUUUUCCUCAGCAGUUGUUAUUGGCAUAAUUUGGGAGUACUGGAAAGAUAUGACUGUAAAACAUAAAAUAUCAACGGGGGUACCUUUUACAGCAAUGUUUUUUAUAGCAGCUACUCGAUUACUUGUACAACCACCACCUGUACGGCCCAGAGGCAAUCUUAUUGGUUACUCAACAAGUGGAGAGCCUCUGUACAGUUAUGCUACAUCUGAUGGUUACGUACCAAAGUCAGUCUUCGUCAAGCUCCGUCAAUACCUUAGAAUAAUUAUUGAAUCUCCCGAUUCAAGAAAUAUUUUUAUGUACCUUUGUUUAAAUUUGAUGUUUACUGGUGUUGAACUUUUGUAUGGUAUGUGGACCAAUAGUCUUGGCUUGAUAUCAGAUGGUUUUCACAUGCUGUUUGAUUGUUCAGCUCUCGUGCUGGGUUUGUGGGCUUCCAUUGCGUCAAAAUGGAGUGCUACUAAAACUUUUUCAUUUGGAUAUGCGCGACUUGAAGUAUUGUCUGGGUUUGUGAAUGGAUUAUUUUUAGUCGUGAUUGCAUUUGCAGUUUUUAUGACAGCCAUGCAACGAAUUUAUGAUCCUCCCACAGUUAGUACAGAAAAACUUCUAUUUGUUUCUGUGGCUGGUUUGGUUGUGAACUUGGUUGGUAUUACUGCAUUUAGCCAUGCUCAUUCACAUGGAGGUAAAGCAUGUGACCAUGGUCACUCCCAUGAGAAACACUCACAUAGCCAAUCAGAUCACAGCCAUAGUCACAACAACCAAAGCCAUGGUCACACACACAGCCAUGGACAUGGUGAUAGUAAACAGAAGAAAGAGAAAAACAGUGCAAACAUGCAAGGCGUAUUUCUCCACGUAUUGGCAGAUACUUUGGGAAGUGUUGGCGUGAUCGUAUCAACAUUGUUAAUACAAUAUUAUGAUUUGUAUAUUGCUGAUCCUAUUUGCUCAUUGUUUAUAUCAGCUCUGAUAUUUUUAAGUGUUAUCCCGUUAUUAAAAGAUAGUUCAUUGGUGCUGUUGCAACGAACAUCUAAAGAACUGGAAGAGCCCAUCGGUGAAGCAUUAUUAAAAAUUCGGCACUUAGAUGGAGUUUUAUCAUACCGAGAUGUUCAUUUUUGGCAACACACCUCAGAAACAAACGCAGGUUCUAUAAUAAUCCAGGUUUCUCCUACAGUUAGUGAACACAAAAUACGCCAACAGGUUAUGUCUAUCCUAAAAGAAUGUGAUAUCAGUUUAUUAACUGUUCAAGUUGAAAAAGAAGCAUUCCACGAACACAUGUCAAAGUUAACCACCGGUUAUUAUUCCUUAGUUUCCUUUCCAGAGACUUCGUCUUUGUACUUAAGAACUACGAAUGAUGUUUCUGUUCGAGUAAAAGAUAUUUAGGAUUUUAUAAUUUUAUAUUUUUUUUAAAUACGUCAUAUCAAUUUUUUAAAUAAACCAUUCUUUUUGUUUCUCUCAUUUUGAAUUAGAUAUGGUCAUACAAAGUGGACUAUCUUUUCAGUUACAAAGUAGAUAUUCUCUUUAAUUACAAAAUUAAUAUUUCCCUUACGUACUCUUGUUUUUACUAUGUUUGGAAAAGUUUAUUUUCAAAAAUAUUUUUAGAGGUUUGUUUCACCCUAGUGACGUGCAGUUAAUGCUGUCAAAAGUAAUUUGUCAGUGAUUAAAACUGCCUUCCCCCCUUUGACUGUUUUCAUAAAUUUGAAAAAGAAAUAUAUUUUAUAUGAAAGAUUUAAGUAAAUACUAGUUUUUAAAUAUUUAAAGAAUUAUUUAUAUUCAUUAUGUAAUUAUUAUUUGGGAGUUUCAAUUUGAUUUAGCUAAAUGUAGUUUAGGUUUUUAGUUGCAAAAUAUAAAAGUUUCAACAA